AUGGCUUCUGCGAUAGAUGAAGAACCAGACUUCGAUGUUGUUGCUAAAGCUGUGGACCAAAUAUCCCAAUCGGAGGGCCAUAUUUCGCUCUCGCAUGCCGCUCUGGCUGCACAGCUCCGGAAAAUCCCCAAUAUUCCAGUUAUACAACGGGGGGCUCACAUUCGGGCUGACACCCAGGCUCUUCGGACAGACAUGAAUCAACAGUUCGAAGGGGUGGAUCGACGGAUUGAAGGGAUGGAUCAACGGUUUGACGGGAUAUCCCGAAUUCUCGAGGCGAUACUUGACAAGCUUACGAAGCUCGAGCGAUCGUCCAAUAAACAGUUCCAGGAGAUCGAGAAACAAUGCCAAAUGACCAACAAACAGCUGCAGAGCACUAAUCAACGCUUGCAGAACUUCGAACAGCAGACCAACCAACAGUUCCAGGAGAUCGAGAAACAAUGCCAAAUGACCAACAAACAGCUGCAGAGCACUAAUCAACGCUUGCAGAACUUCGAACAGCAGACCAACCAACAGUUCCAGGAGAUCGAGAAACAAUUCCAAAAGACCAACAAACAGCUGCAGAGCACUGAUCAACGCUUGCGGAACUUCGAACAGCAGGCCAACAAACAGCUGCAAAACGUCGAACAGCAGCUAGCUGAUAUGAAACUACGACAAGAAUCAGUGUCAGUAGCCCUCCAUGAUUGUAAACAUCCUCAGGUAAAUACUCUAAUACUGACUCUCUCUCCACAGGGAUUAUAAUGGUUUAGCUCGUGUAGAGAACAGUUCCAUCACCAGGUGUGACGCGCAGUUGAGCCCAUUGAGGACGGCACAAAACACACCUGUUGCUGAUUUUCCUCGUUCACUAUAUUACCUGGAUCACCUAAGCGGUAAGCUCUACUAUCCAUCUUCUCUGACAAUUUUCAGCUAACAUGCAGUCCAUUAGAGGAAACUAUCAGCAUUCUCUUCAAGGCCUAUAAGCUACCAGAGGAGGGAACCCUUACUGCCCGUAAGCUCCGACUGAGAAGUUUCAUCGGUGUUACUAUGUAACAUUUAGCCCGUUAUCUUCCCCCACCCCAUUCGCCUUGCAUUCAGUUGUCCACUGCCAGUAUGCUUUUCUUUCUAUGGCCGGUUUGCAUGGCCGGGGUGCUCUGAAGGGUUAUAUUCGCUCCAUAAGGGACCUGUCCUACUAUUACUAUAUGCUUUUGUUUUGGCUUUUUCAGUAUUACUACGGCUGGGAUUUAAUCUCUUUUUUCUCUCUUAUUCUUAUUCCUCUACAUUGGGCUAUCUUAUGCCGAUAUGUUUUUCUUUUCCCUGUUGGUUUGCAUAACCCAGAGUGUUUUAGAGGUUACAUUAGCUCAAUGAGAACUUGAUAUUACUACGCUCUCCCACCUUUUGCUUUCUUCCAAAAAAAUAAAAAAAUCCUAGCGCCAGACCUCCCCCAUAGAACCCACACACCAUCAGCCUAGAGGAACAGGAUUUGCUAUCAGGUACGUUCCCACUAUAGCAGAUGACGGGGAAUCUGAAUUUCGCACCAGAAGGAAAACCUGGGUGCAUUCGUAGACCUUUACAGACUAGGGAUAACCCAUAACUUCCUCAGCCUAUGCAGAAAGAAUCACGGCAUCAACUAUUUCCAUAUCGUGCCAUAUUGCCCACAAGGGAGG
Molecule: messenger RNA, 1640 nt
Organism: Tuber aestivum (summer truffle)
Lineage: Eukaryota; Fungi; Ascomycota; Pezizomycetes; Pezizales; Tuberaceae
Source: the annotation of a GenBank genome assembly